This is a messenger RNA of Oldenlandia corymbosa var. corymbosa, 2841 nucleotides long. The record is from the annotation of a GenBank genome assembly. Lineage: Eukaryota; Viridiplantae; Streptophyta; Magnoliopsida; Gentianales; Rubiaceae.
AUGUACGGCGGGUCAAGCGACGGCGAAGGGCACGAUGUCGCCGGAGGGACUGCCCGGAAGAUCCCACCUGCUUCAUCUAUGCUCUGGGUCCGUAACCUUCGUCGUUUCAUCGGAUCCGGAGCCGGGUUAGGCUCUGAAGCCCUUAUGGAGCUUGAAACAAAAAGAAUUUUGCUGGAUAUUUUUAAGGAGAAGCAACAAAAGAGUGCUGAAGCUGGAACCAUUCCGAGUUUCUACAAGAAGAAACCUGAGGAAGGAUCUAUCAGUCACAGGGUCCAGCGGCUAGCAAAGUACCGGUUCUUAAAGAAACAAUCGGAUCUUCUGCUAAAUGCUGAUGAUCUGGAUGCUAUGUGGGUUUGUCUACGGGAGAAUUGUGUGAUUGAUGAUGCAACAGGAGCUGAAAAGAUGAACUAUGAAGACUUUUGCCACAUUGCCUCUGUGUGUACAGAACAAAUAGGCCCCAAGUGUAGACGUUUUUUCAGUCCUUCGAAUUUCAUGAAGUUUGAAAAAGAUGAAUCUGGGAGAAUAGCUAUUCUGCCAUUUUAUCUUUAUGUGAUGCGCACUGUUUCACUUACUCAGGCUAGGAUCGAUAUGAGUGAGCUCGAUGAGGAUUCUGAUGGCUUCCUUCAACCUCAUGAAAUGGAAGCUUAUAUACGUGGCCUAAUUCCUAAUCUGGCACAGCUCCGGGACAUGCCUACAGCUUUUGUGCAAAUGUACUGCCGGAUAGCUGCACACAAAUUUUUCUUCUUCUGUGACCCUAAUCGGCGAGGAAAGGCAUGCAUAAAAAAGGUGCUGCUGAGUAACUGUCUUCAGGAGCUGAUGGAACUGCACCAGGAAAGCGAGGAAGAAGUCACUGAUACUGAACAAGCUGAAAAUUGGUUUUCCUUGACUUCUGCUCAGCGCAUCUGCGACAUGUUCCUUGCCCUUGACAAGGAUAUGAAUGGAACCUUAAGCAAACAAGAGCUCCGAGAAUAUGCAGAUGGUACCUUAACAGAUAUUUUCAUUGAAAGAGUUUUUGAUGAGCAUGUUCGGCGUGGAAAGCUUGGAGGUGGUAAUUCCCGAGAGAUGGAUUUUGAGAGUUUUCUCGACUUUGUUCUAGCACUAGAAAAUAAAGACACACCAGAAGGACUCACAUAUUUGUUCCGGUGUCUUGAUCUUCAUGGGAAAGGUUUUCUAACAACGGCAGAUAUACACACACUCUUCAGGGAUGUACACCACAAAUGGAUUGAGGGAGGGAACUACGAGUUGUGCAUUGAAGAUGUAAGAGAUGAAAUUUGGGAUAUGGUAAAGCCAGGAGACCCAUUGAAAAUAACAUUGGCUGAUUUGCUAGCAUGCAAACAAGGCGGGACCGUCGCUAGCAUGCUUAUAGAUGUGCGCGGUUUCUGGGCUCACGACAACAGAGAAAAUCUUCUCCAAGAAGAGGAAGAGCCAGAAGAAGAAGGAGAAAGAGAAAGAGGAAGGGGGGCAAAUGCCCCCUGUUGCCAUUCAUCCUCGAGAAUAGAGCUGAACAUGCCGACUACUCCUUUUCCCACCAAUCCCCUUAUUGCUUUACAGCCCAACAUUGAAGACAACAAAUCAAAAACACUUAAGGGGAGAAUGGGACAGUUUCUGAAAGGGUCAGAUGACCCAAAAAACAAUUGGCAAAGAAAGUCAGGAAAAACUAUUCAAUGUACAUAUCUCUUAAGGAAGGCGUGGAUUCUUUUCGGCAUGCCAGCUUCAGUUGCAGCCAUAGUAGGAGGAGUUGGAGGAUUUGUAGCACUAUUGGUGAUAACCAUCUUAUGUUUAUGGUUCUGUGUCUCACAUUACAAAAUGUUCUCCAAUAAGAACUCGGAGACAGAAUCUUCAGCUCCAUCGGCAGUAGUGGAGAUGAAAAGAGGAAGAAGCAGUUCUUCUACAGCUCCACCCCUGAUGAUGGGAGGAGCACAGGAGGCAAUGCAAUUCAGAUUGGAAGAUUUAGAACAAGCUACUAGAAAUUUUGAUGAAAGCAAUCUCAUUGGAUGUGGAAGCUUUGGUCUGGUUUAUAAGGGGAUACUUUGUGAUGGGACUGUUGUGGCUAUCAAGAGGCAUAUUGGUCCUCCUAUGCAGGGAUUCAGUGAAGAGGUGAAGUACUUGGCAAGAAUUCAUCACAGACACAUAGUUACUCUUCUUGGCUACUUCCAGGAUAAUGGCCACCAGAUGCUGAUUUAUGAAUAUUUACCCAAUGGCAGCGUCUCUAAUCAUUUAUACGGAAAAUAUAGCACGGUGAAACUGGAAUUUAAACAAAGGUUGUCGAUUGCUGUUGGGGCGGCGAGAGGACUAUGCCAUUUGCAUGGCCAAAGUCCUUCUCUAGUGCAUGGAAAUUUCAAGACCGCCAAUGUCCUGGUUGACGAGAACUUCAUAUCCAAAGUUGCAGAUGCAGGAGUCUCAAAACUAGUUGGAGGAACCGAAGCUGCUGGACCAUCUUCCCCAAAUAUAAAUGCUUUCAAAGAUCCAGAGAUAGUCCAAACCGGCAGAAUCUUUGAGACAACUGAUGUGUAUAGCUUUGGGAUAUUUCUGCUGGAACUAAUAACUGGAAAGGAGGCUUCUGAAAUGGGAUCAAGUGAAAUCAGGCUUCAAUGGAUUGAAAGGCAUCUGAUCUCAAACGACAUUGUUGAUCGUCGGCUUGAAGGGAAUUUCACAGCGGAAGCAAUGAGGGAUUUUAUCAGGCUGGCUAUAAGAUGUAUGACCAUUCCAGGAAGACUCAGGCCAAAUAUGGAAAUGGUGAGCUCAGAGCUUGAAGAAAUCCUGGAUAAAGAGAUCAUGCUAACAACAGUGGUUGGAGAAGGCACAGAUAUUACUCUAGGAAGCCACCUUUUCACAAAGUGA